Penicillium egyptiacum is the source of this 918-nucleotide messenger RNA. Lineage: Eukaryota; Fungi; Ascomycota; Eurotiomycetes; Eurotiales; Aspergillaceae. The record is from the annotation of a GenBank genome assembly.
AUGUCCGAUACUCCCCAGAAGCCCCUCCCCUUCGUCUACCAGUUCGCCGCCGGUGCGGUGGCUGGUGUCUCAGAGAUCCUGGUCAUGUACCCUCUGGACGUGCUCAAGACUCGAAUUCAGCUUCAGACUGGACCCCCUGUUCCUGGUGUUGAUCACUACAAUGGCAUGUUCGACUGCUUCCGCAAGAUUGUUAAGAACGAAGGUGCCUCCCGUCUAUACCGUGGUAUCUCUGCGCCCAUCCUGAUGGAGGCACCAAAGCGUGCGACCAAGUUCGCUGCCAACGACAGCUGGGGCGCUUUCUACCGCAACCUGUUCGGUGUGGACAAGCAGACCCAAGGCCUGGCCACUUUGACUGGAGCCACAGCCGGAGCGACUGAAGCCUUCGUGGUGGUUCCGUUCGAGCUGGUGAAGAUCCGUCUGCAGGAUAAGGCCCAGGCCCACAAGUACAACGGCAUGUUCGACGUGGUGAAGAAGAUCGUGGCCACAGAAGGCCCGUUGGCAAUGUACAACGGCCUUGAGUCGACCAUGUGGCGCCACAUCCUGUGGAACGCAGGUUACUUCGGCUGUAUCUUCCAGGUCCGCGCACAGCUGCCUGCUGUCGAGCCCGGCAACAAGAACCAGCAGACACGCAACGACCUGAUCGCCGGUACCAUCGGUGGUAUCACAGGUACUAUCCUCAACACACCCAUGGACGUUGUCAAGUCCCGCAUCCAGAAUACCACCAAGGUUCCUGGUCAGGUCGCCAAGUACAACUGGGCCUGGCCUGCUCUCGGCACCGUGAUGAAGGAGGAGGGCUUCGCUGCCCUGUACAAGGGCUUUACGCCUAAGGUUCUGCGUCUCGGCCCUGGCGGUGGUAUCCUGCUUGUUGUUUACACUGGCGUCAUGGAUUUCUUCCGCAAGAUGCGCGACGGGGAAUAA